Molecule: messenger RNA, 3255 nt
Organism: Homalodisca vitripennis (glassy-winged sharpshooter)
Lineage: Eukaryota; Metazoa; Arthropoda; Insecta; Hemiptera; Cicadellidae
Product: fumarylacetoacetate hydrolase domain-containing protein 2-like
Exons: 5
Coding region: 197-1237 (346 amino acids)
Molecular function (GO): hydro-lyase activity
Source: RefSeq, a predicted model, not a curated record
CUUUAUUAAUUCACUAAAAGGAUUCUUUGUUUCAUAGAAACAGAUGAAUUCUGUAAAACAUGUGAUAUGGUGCUAGUAUCGUGAUAUCAUCACUUUUAGUGUUGGUGGUGAAUGUGAUACUGCUUAUCAGUAUUGUAGUAUAAUAAUCAAUAACGUUCUUAUCUUUUAUCAUACUUAAAAUGUAUUUAAAUAAAUCAUGAAAUUAACUAGUAAUUCAGUAAGAUUGUUUAUAUGCUGUGAAAAGUUCUCAAUAUUGUCUUUCAACAGGUUUUUAAUCAUUAGCCAGAACACUGUGUCAACUGUUAAAAGCUUAAAUACUUUAUUAAAUUUUACAAGGUUAGCUUCAGUUUAUACUAACCACAAAAGAAUGCGAUUUGUGCAGUUCAGGUCUUUGAAAGGUGGACCACAGAGGUUAGGUGUACAACUUGCUCUUGAAGGAGAUAUAAUUGAUAUUAGUGCUGUUGAUUCCUCAAUUCCGAACAAUUUAGUCCAGUUCAUUGAGGGUGGACCAACUCUUCUUGAGAAAGCCAAAAGAAUUGUUCAGGAAGGAAAAUCUACCAAUCAGCUGUCGGAGGUAGAGUUGCUUGCUCCUAUCACUCAACCAGACAAGGUACUCUGUGUAGGACUUAACUAUAAAGCCCACUGUGAUGAACAUAACAAGCCAUAUCCAGUUGAACCCUGCAUCUUCAACAAAUUCCCAAGCACAAUCAUUGGCCAGAAUGGCAAAGUCAAGCAUCCACUGAAUACCGAGUGCCUUGAUUGGGAGGUUGAACUUGCUGUGGUGAUUGGGAAAAAGUGCCGUAAUGUCCAGUCAAGUGACGCGCUGGAGUAUGUGUUUGGUUACACCAUUGCUCAGGAUAUCUCAGCAAGAGAUUGGCAUACUCCAGAAAAAAACAAUGGCCAGUGGUUGUUGGCCAAGAGCAUGGACACGUUCUGCCCACUUGGUCCUGCAGUCGUCUUCAAGGAGGCGUUUGGAGCUCCCAAUGAUAAAAAUAUCAAAUGCUCUGUAAAUGGAAGUGUAAAACAAAACUCAAACACUAAUGAUCUUGUCCAUUCUGUGGAGAGCCUAAUCCAAUAUAUCUCCCAACUGUUGACUUUGCUGCCUGGAGAUGUUAUCCUGACUGGGACUCCCAGUGGCGUUGGUUUCUACUGCAACCCUCAGCAGUUCCUCACUCCAGGUGAUGUGAUUGAAAGUGAAAUCAGUAGAAUAGGGAAGUUGGUGAACUAUGUUGUUUGAACCAAUUGCAAUUAUUCAUGCAAACAGAACCACAAUUUAAAAUAGAAAUUUGGCAUACACAUUUUAUGUCAAAACAUAAAUCUUAUUAUUUAGUGAAAACUUUUGGGGCCACAAUAAUAUGUAUAUUUUUGGGAUUUCUUUCCAUUUUAUUUUUUGACUGUAGAACACCAAAGUGUUGUCAGUUUGAUUCUGUCACCGCGACAAUAACGGGUAAUGCUGUUUGUUUAGCCAUGUAAUACUUAUAUAAAACAAUGUAACCAUGUGUGUUUUUUUCAAUUUCUUUUGUAAACUUGUGAAUUAGUUCAUAGCAUAACAGUCACAGGAUUAACUACUUGUAGAAUAAAAAUUGUUAGCCAAUAUAAAACAGUCUUCCAUAUUUUUAUAUUAAUAAUAUUAAUAUAUGUUGUAUUAGUAUGUUGUUGAAAUGUUUCAAAUAAUUGUUACCAAUAAACUUUUACAAUUUUAGCAGUUUUCGUUUUACCUGAUCAAACUACUGAUUGUUAUAAAUAUUUCUGAUCUGGCAAUUGAGACAAUUCCUCAUGAACUUCUAGUACAGCAUCAAGAACAUAGCCAGGAAACUUUUGGUCAUGGGGGGUCAAGACAACUGAUAUUUUUCCAAAGUGGACAGAAAGUAAGAGCCUGUUUUGUUCCUCAAAAAGUUCUUGAUCCGUAUCUAUGUUGAGAACAAUUAUUCAGCAGUACAUGUCAGUAAUACUGAAUUAUUUAAAUAAUAAUAAUCGUUAAUAAUAAAAAGUAAUUAAAACAAAUGGAAAUUUGGAGGUGGUCCGGACUCCUUGGACCCCCUCUUUGGCUACGUCCUUGUACAGCGUUCUUAGUUUGGGCUUGAGAGCUGGCUCUUAUUCCGAGAACUUUCCUCGCCAGAGUAGGGAACUAUACUCAACUAUAACUUCUAGUAAGUGAUAAUUUUUGUAUAAUGACGCACUUAUUUAUAUCUGCAAUCAUUCUUGCAAAAGCAUGUUAAGCCUGAUUAACAUAAUUUUUUCCAUUAGUAAUACAUCUCAAAAAGUUUGAGCUGACUUUAACUAUUCUUUUCAUAAUUUCAAGUAAGAAUGUUAGUUUAUAAAAACUCAGAGAAAUGUCUGUGAUAAGGUUUGACUCUGGUCACAAGAUUCAGAUAGAUUUUCAUUGCAGUUUUUGACGUGGCUGUUAGGUUUUCAUAUUUAUUUAUACUAAUUAAUUUAAUUUACAUAUUAAUAUAUUUUCUUACCGAUAACCAAAAUUGUGUAUUUUAUUUAGAAUUGCUCAUUGUCCACCAUUGUUUGAUACCAUGUUAGUCAUAAAGGAAUCUAUUUUCAUUGUAUCUUUGUACACACACACACAUGUAUCCCAAAUUAUAGUGGUCCGACUGUGAGGUAAAAUAAGGUGACUUGUGUCGACCAAUCACAGGUGUCCCUGAGAUGCGGACGAGAAAAGCCCCCAGAGGCAUCUCAGGCAGUUCUUUUACAGACUCCGUAUCGCUCGGUCGUAUGUUAAAACCAGCAUUAGCUUAAUUUGGGCCGUGCCCCCUUUUCCUUGUUGUUGUGAACCUUUGAGCCGUUCUAUGGCAAUUAGAAGCCUUGCCACUUCAUCGUGUAAUUGUCGUCAACCCCUUGCCGGACUUAAUAUUUUUAACGAGCCAAAAGGUAACUUUUUCCCUGUGGAACAUCAGCGUUCAUGAGUGAACCGAGGAUAGUGUCCAGUGAAUGUGGAAUCUUCAUACAUCAACAAGAACUCCAACAGUGCAACAUUCCUUGGAAGCAACCCAGGUCGAACUGCAAUCAACUCAACUUCAUUUGUGUCAAGGUAUCAGACAAUGGACGGUGCAAGGUAAUAGUGCUUCAUUAUUCUUAUGGUCCUUCGUAAUAAGAGACAAUUUUCUCCUCAAUCAAGAUUGUUAAAAGCUUCAACUAAUUUCGGACAUUAUUUUGGAUAUUUUAAUAGAAACGAAAACCAUUUUAACUCUUUGUAUUCAUGAUUUAACUGUGUGCUUUUGUCAAAUAGUAUGUUCUUUGAUCUUA